Molecule: messenger RNA, 303 nt
Organism: Dicrocoelium dendriticum
Lineage: Eukaryota; Metazoa; Platyhelminthes; Trematoda; Plagiorchiida; Dicrocoeliidae
Source: the annotation of a GenBank genome assembly
AUGGCGAUUCGAUGCAAAUUCUGCAACCGUGUCGGGCACAUUGAUAUUGUUCCGGACAGUGUUACACCGUACAACGCUGAGGAUUCUGGCGAGUUUAAAACGAUCGUCACAUUCGAAUGCCGUGGAGUAGACCUACUCUCCUUUUCCCCUCGCAUCGGCUGGUCAGCUGACAGCUCAAAGAGUGAGACAAAAUUUGCGAACAUUUCGUUGGCAAACAUGAACUGGUGCGAUUAUGACGUGGAAGGCAGCUGCGAAGUCAGCAUCCUCGAUGUUGAAAGCCGUUUUAUCAAACUGAAGCAUUGA